GGGCGACACGGUGUCUGGAGUGUGGAGAUUUCCAGUUGUUCGGAACAGUUCGGGGCGAGUUGGUGCGAGGUAGUUAGGUGUACCUGGUUUAUGUUUUUAUCUUGCGUCUUUUAUGACUUUAAUUGUUAAUAGUUUCAUUACAUUCGAACGUAAAUACUUAUAUUAGCCAAGAUGUUUUGGGGUUUAAUAAUGGAACCAAACAAACGGUACACGCAAACCGUUGAAAAAUCAUUCCACGUGUCGAUGGCGACUUUAGAUCUCACAACAGCCGAUGAUAAUGUGGUGCAAGUAAUGCUAUGGUAUGACAAUAGGAACUACCUACUUUGCAGUUUAAAAAGAAGCACAACAUGGCAGGUACCACUUGACUUGAAUUUCCAAGAGGGAACUAAAAUAGCAUUUACUUGUAAUGGUCAUGGUCGUGUACAUCUGACUGGUUAUGUGACACCUGACGAAGAACUGGAUUUAGAUGAAUUGGAGGAAGAGGAAGAUGAAGCACCUGCCCUGGUAGAUAAACAGUCAAAGAGAAAAGCUUUGGAUUCAUUGCAAAAUGAGAAGAUUGCCAAACGUUCUAAACAAAAAGUUGAAGCAGAAUCUUCAGAAGAUGAAGAAAUAGAUCUGGAUGACAGUGGAUCUGAUGAGUCAGAUGAAGAUGGAGAUGAAUUAAUGUUAAGUGAGGAAGAAGAAGAAGGAGGUAGCAUUGAGGCUGAAGAUGAUGAUGAAAGAGAGGAGGAAGAAGAAGUAGAAAAAAAGGUAAAGCCACAUCAGAAGGAUCAGAAGAACAAACAACAGAAAGAUCAGAAGAACAAACAUCAGAAGACCAAAGAAGGUGCAAAUAAAUUAGUAAAUGGUAAAGAAGCAAAACAGGAUCAGCAGCAUAAACAACAAAAGAAAAACAAAGGAGAGCAACAAUCAAAUGAACAGAACACUCAAAGUGAACAAAAAAAAAGGAUAGUAGAAGGCGGAGUGCAAAUAGAGGAAUUAAAAGUAGGUAAUGGAACACCUGCAAAGACUGGAAAAUUUGUAUCUGUAUAUUAUGUAGGCCGGUUGAAAAAUGGAAAAAAGUUUGAUUCGACAAGACAAGGGGAAGGUUUUAAAUUUAGAUUAGGAAAGGGUGAAGUAAUUAAAGGAUGGGACAUUGGUAUCGCAGGAAUGAAAGUUGGAGGAAAACGACUCAUCACGAUACCACCAGCUAUGGCGUAUGGUGCAAAGGGUUCACCACCAGUUAUUCCCGGCAACAGUACACUUGUAUUUGAAGUUGAACUUAGAAAUGUUCAUUGAAAAUAAAGGAUAAUUCACCGACCAGAGUAUUUGUUACGUGA
Messenger RNA from Dufourea novaeangliae, 1319 nucleotides. RefSeq names its product 46 kDa FK506-binding nuclear protein (gene Fkbp39). The transcript is spliced from 4 exons. The record is from RefSeq and is a predicted model, not a curated record. Bases 172 to 1278 code for a protein of 368 amino acids. Gene Ontology annotation, molecular function: macrolide binding; peptidyl-prolyl cis-trans isomerase activity. Gene Ontology annotation, cellular component: nucleolus; chromatin. Lineage: Eukaryota; Metazoa; Arthropoda; Insecta; Hymenoptera; Halictidae.